This is a messenger RNA of Phanerochaete carnosa HHB-10118-sp, 2175 nucleotides long. RefSeq lists its product as uncharacterized. Gene Ontology annotation, cellular component: nucleus. NCBI's taxonomy places the organism in Eukaryota, Fungi, Basidiomycota, Agaricomycetes, Polyporales, Phanerochaetaceae. Bases 1 to 2175 code for a protein of 724 amino acids. Gene Ontology annotation, molecular function: transcription cis-regulatory region binding; DNA-binding transcription factor activity, RNA polymerase II-specific; zinc ion binding. Gene Ontology annotation, biological process: positive regulation of transcription by RNA polymerase II. The transcript has 8 exons. The record is from RefSeq and is a predicted model, not a curated record.
AUGGCGUUACUGACCACAGCACCUUCAUCACCCAGCAGUAGCAGCCAUCCCUCUUCUCCCGAGUCCGAACAUCUACAGAUGGACACCUCCACCACCCAGAACGCGUCGCCUCUGUCUCUGACAUCUGUUCCAGCUGCCGUGGCUGUAGAGGCAGACCAGAGCCAGGGCAGCUCGCCGAGCACUCCACCGAGCUCGUCCGCAGCCGACUUGGCGCGCUCGCGCUCGACGGGCAGGGGCGGUUGCUGGACAUGUCGAGUACGUCGAAAGAAAUGCGACGAGGAGCGCGUCGACGGCGAUUCGUGCAAGACAUGUCGCCGACUAGGAAUCGACUGCUUGGGCUGGGGACCUCGGCGGCCCGACUGGAUGAGGGAUAAGGAAAAGGUCGCAGAGUACAAGGCGAGCAUCAAGGCCCAGCUCACACGUGCAGGCCUCAUCCGCGGCCAGCCUCGCGCGACCUACAGCUCCCUCACGUCCUCCUCAUCGGCCCUUGCUCAGUCCCCGGCGUCAUCUUCAUCGUCCGAUAGGUAUCUCUCAGGAGCACUCGCAGGCCCCGGGCCGAGCACCCUCCGGGCUGGUCGGAGCGAUCCCUACCCAUCCUUCCCGCACGGACGCUCCUACGAGCCUUCGCGAUACCACCAUGCGAACACUGUGAUGUCCGCCAUGACCGGACUUGACGCAAUAAGCGCCAGUCCGGAGCUCUCUAUGCCCUCUCCGUUCGUCGCACCGAACAAUGCGUUCAACCAGGCAUCGCUCUCGUAUAGCAACGAUAUCUCGUCCAUGUCUAGCACGUCGUCAUACCCACCAUUUCUUCAUACCCCUGAGAUUUCUCCCUCCAUUACACCGGGGCUGCGUGAUUCGCCCUUCAACGAGCAGUCUGAGCCGUACAUCCAAUACUACUUCGAGCACAUGCGCAAGCUGCAGUUUGUCCUUCCGGGGAAAGAGCUCACACAGACACUCGCCUUCAUUUUGGCAGGAGAGCCACAAGGCCCGCUCGAACAUGCCAUUUGCGCACUCGCUAGUCUACAUUCGUCCAAGGCCAACGCCGCACAGCAUGGCUACGACGCAGCCACCGCCACCGCUGAGAGCUCCGACCGCGCUAUCGAUCGACGGUUCUACAACAAAGCGUAUGUCAUGCUCAUGACCGCCAAGGCCACAGGUCGUCCAUACGCCGAGCGAGACGCGGUGGCCGCCGUGUACCUGAUCAGCUACCACAACCUCGCCGGCGGCGGGACGGGCUGGACGGCGCUGCUCGAGGUCGCGUACGACUGGUUCGCCCAAACCGGCAUCCACGAGGAGCAGAACCCGAAGUUGGCGCUGGUCAACAUGAGUCCCGCGCAGAAACUGGCGGCCAAAGCGACGAUGUGGAUCGACACGCUCGCGAGCGUCGUCUUCACACGCCCGCCGCGGUUUCUCUCUCUGUACCGCCGUCUGUUCGGGAACCAGGGCGGAGCGGGCUAUUGGGCGACGACGAACAACGACCAGCUCGAUUUGCGCAUGGACAGGCUUACCGGCUGCCCCGACGAGGCUGUGCUUGCGAUUGCCGAGACCGCCGCGCUUGCGCACUGGAAGAUCACCGAGAGCCAGAAGGGCGCGCUCAGCGUGCGCGAGCUCGCCCGUCGCGGCGAAAUCAUCGAGCAGACGCUCCGCAGCCAGCCGGCAAGAGUAUACGACGACUCGCCAACUACCGAGGGGAUGCCCAUGCUGCCGACAGGGCUUGCUGCGCCUGCAGAUGCUGCGGCGGCUGCAGCCAUGGGCCCCGGCGCUGACGAGCACACGCGGCGUACGGUCGCCAGUAUCUGGCGCGAGACGGCUGUGCUGUACCUGCACACUGUCAUCAGUGAUGCCCACCCAGGCGUCCCCGAGAUCGUCAAGGCGACGAACACGAUCCUGGACUACACGCAGCUGCUCGGCCCGUCGCACUUUGACCGGGCGAUGAUCUUCCCGCUCGUCCUCGCCGGCUGCAUGUCCGACGACCCGCUCAUCCGCGAGCUCGCCAAGGGGCGCCUCGGCUGGCACCGCGACGACUUCUACAACGGCAGCAUGUCCCAGGCGCGCACCUUUGUCGACUACGUGCACAACAGACGCCAGGCCGUCCGUCACAGCCACCGCGCGAACGUCACGAUUGACUGGCGCGAGUGCAUGCGCGAGCGCUGGUCGGCCAUAACUCUCGUCUGA